Molecule: messenger RNA, 1482 nt
Organism: Eremomyces bilateralis CBS 781.70
Lineage: Eukaryota; Fungi; Ascomycota; Dothideomycetes; Eremomycetales; Eremomycetaceae
Exons: 2
Coding region: 1-1482 (493 amino acids)
Biological process (GO): positive regulation of translational fidelity; formation of translation preinitiation complex
Cellular component (GO): cytosol; eukaryotic translation initiation factor 2 complex
Molecular function (GO): GTP binding; GTPase activity; translation initiation factor activity
Source: RefSeq, a predicted model, not a curated record
AUGCACCUGGACGCAGCAUCGUCCGAUUCCGAAGUCGAAGACAAGGCCCCUCUCAAAUCCGCCUUGAAGUCAAAAAAGGCAGUGCAGAUAGCCCCCGAACCGAAGCCGUUCCUAGAACCGCAGCCGGACGCCAAGGACAUCGAUAUCAGCCAGCUGCACCCGCUGUCCCCGGAGAUCAUUUCCCACCAGGCCACCAUCAAUAUCGGCACCAUCGGCCAUGUCGCUCACGGGAAGUCGACCGUGGUGAAGGCCAUAUCAGGAGUCCAGACCGUCCGCUUUAAGAACGAGCUGGUACGGAACAUUACGAUCAAGCUGGGUUAUGCCAACGCAAAGAUCUACAAAUGCGAUAACCCAGCAUGCCCUCGCCCGACUUGCUACAGGUCGUUCAAGUCCGAUAAAGAGGUCGAUCCGCCAUGCGAGCGGGAAGGUUGUGCCGGCACGUAUCGCCUUCACAGACAUGUCUCCUUCGUCGAUUGCCCCGGUCACGACAUUCUCAUGAGCACCAUGUUGUCCGGCGCCGCCGUCAUGGACGCCGCCCUCCUUCUGGUUGCCGGGAACGAAACCUGUCCCCAACCGCAAACCUCCGAGCAUUUGGCGGCCAUCGAAAUCAUGAAGUUGAACCAUAUCAUCAUCCUCCAAAACAAGGUCGAUCUGAUGAAAGAAGAGAACGCGCUCACGCACUACCAAUCGAUCCUCAAAUUCAUCCGCGGCACCGUCGCUGAUGGCUCCCCCAUCAUCCCCAUCUCCGCCCAGCUCAAGUUCAACAUCGACGCCGUCAACGAAGCCCUCUGCAACACGAUUCCCAUCCCCCCCCGCAACUUCACCGCCUCCCCGCACAUGAUUAUUAUCCGAUCCUUCGACGUCAACAAGCCCGGCGCCGAGAUCGAGGACCUCAAGGGCGGCGUCGCCGGUGGCUCCAUCCUCACCGGCGUGCUGAAGCUCGGCGACGAAAUCGAAAUCCGCCCCGGUAUCGUCAGCAAGGACGACCAGGGCCGCAUCCAGUGCAAGCCCAUCUACAGCCGCGUCGUCACCCUGUUCGCCGAGCACAACGACCUCAAGUUCGCCGUGCCUGGUGGCCUCAUCGGCGUCGGCACACGCGUCGACCCGACCCUCUGCCGCGCGGAUCGCCUCGUCGGGUUCGUCCUGGGGCUCAAGGGCCAUCUGCCCGCCAUCUACACGGAGCUGGAGGUCAAUUUCUUCCUGCUGCGCCGGCUGCUGGGCGUGCGCACCGCCGACGGCAAGCAGGAGAAGGUCGCGAAGCUGACCAAGAACGAGGUGUUGAUGGUCAACAUCGGCAGCACGGCCACGGGGGCCAAGGUGCAGGCCGUCAAGGCGGACGCGGCGCGGUUGGUGCUGACGAGCCCUGCGUGCACGGAGAUUGGGGAGAAGAUUGCGUUGAGUCGGCGGAUCGACAAGCAUUGGCGGUUGAUCGGAUGGGCGAACAUCGUGGCGGGCUCAACCCUCGAACCGAUAACUAACUGA